Fraxinus pennsylvanica is the source of this 441-nucleotide messenger RNA. The record is from the annotation of a GenBank genome assembly. Lineage: Eukaryota; Viridiplantae; Streptophyta; Magnoliopsida; Lamiales; Oleaceae.
AUGAAAGUUGGGGAGGAAAUGGAGGUGGACAAGGAAGAGAUGGUAAGCAUGACCGCAGGCUCUGGGCAAAGGAAUUCUCAAUUCUGGCUGCAAUGCCAUGUAAAACUGCGGAAGAGAGGCAGAUCCGUGAUCGAAAAGCUUUCCUUCUUCCACAGUCUAUUCAUCGACGUUUCAGUCUUUAAAUCAGUUGAGGCAAUAAAAUGUCUCAUGGAAAAUGAUCAAAGGUCGACAGAUAAUUCCAACUCUUCGAUUUUAUACGAGGAAAGAAUUGGUGAUCUACUUAUUAGCGUGGCAAAAGAUGUGCCAGAUGCAAGCACAAAGUUGGAUAGCAAAAAUGGUGGGAGUCUGGUUCUUGGAAUGUCGCAUGAGGAUCUUACCAAGAGAAACUUGCUUAAAGGCAUAACUGCAGAUGAGAGUGCGACUGUUCAUGUGUUGUGGUGA